UGCAGACAUACCCAUAAACACUUUUUUUUUAUUGUUGAAUUUUAUUCUCAGACUUGCGGUGGAUGGCUGGUUGCUCAGGGGCCGCUGAAGGAAUAAUUAAAUGCUCUUGAGAAAGGGCCUUGACUAUCGGUCUGUUACAGAUGCUCCUUCCCAGCAGCAGAUUCAAUAACCCCAUAAACACGUGCAUGCAGACACAGAGCGGCGCAGCUGAACCCCCGCGGUGAAAGAACCUGGAGAUGUCUCAGAAGAAGAUAUUCCUAGUAUUGAUUGCAAUAAGUACUGUCAGCUUGCUUCUGCACCAUGGGGGUCACUUGAACUUGACGUUAGAGGCAUUCUGGUUGGGCUGUCCAUCCUCUAUGGCCUCCUCCACCCAGGGCAGCAGUGGACUUUCUGCUAAACACACCAGUGUAGCCUUCCUGAAGACGCACAAAACCGCCAGCUCCACUGUGCAGAACAUCCUCUUCCGCUUUGCUGAACGCAACAACCUCACUGUGGCAUUGCCUAUUACCACCUGUGACCACCAGUUCUGCUACCCUCGACCAUUCAGUGCCCACUUUGUUCAUCCACACACUACACCACCUGACAUCAUCACCAAUCACUUACGGUUCAGCCGGGCUGAGCUACGACGCCUCAUGCCCAACAACACAUUCUACAUCACGAUAUUGCGGGAACCGGGAGCAAUGUUUGAGUCUCUGUUUACCUACUUCAAUCAGUACUGUCUUAGCUUUAAACGUGUUCCAAAUGGCUCUUUAGAGACUUUCCUGGACCACCCGUGGAGCUACUAUCGUCCAGAAGAGAAGGAUUCAAUGUAUGCAAGAAAUACACUGACCUUUGACCUAGGCGGUGAUAAAGACCGGCCAUCUUCAAAGGCGGCAGCGUAUGCGAAACGAUUCGCCGUAGAGAUGGAGCGAGUGUUCUCCUUGGUUAUGAUCGCAGAAUACUUUGACGAAUCUUUGGUGCUGCUACGCCGCCUGUUGUCUUGGGAUCUCGAUGACGUUCUGUAUGUCAGUCUCAACAUGCGCACGCCUGACUCCAAGAGCAGCCUUUCCAGUGAAAAUGCGGCCAAAAUCAGAGCCUGGAACGCUAUAGAUUCCGUCCUGUAUGAUUACUUCAAUGCCUCGUUGUGGCGACAGCUGAGAGAGUUGGGACUAUCGUGCGUUGAGCGGGAAGUCCAGCUGUUGCGUCAGUCUCGUGACCGACUUGUCCGCAGGUGCUUCGGGGGGCAUUUGCCACCGCUUCGCUCUGCUGCACAGAUCACGAAUAAGGAAUUACGGCCUUGGCAGCCCAGUGCCAAAGUGGCAAUCGUUGGGUAUGAUUUACCGGUUAACAUAACACAAAAAGGCCAUGUUCCUCCACCAGACGAGUGUCUAAAGAUGAUAAUGCCGGAAGUGCAAUACACACGGCUGCUGCUGCGCUCAGAGUCCCUACGUUAUCGAAAGCGGUUUCCAUUACGGAGCUCCCAGCAGACUUCACGAACUGUGGGACAAGUACGGGCACACAAAGAAUCCCCAGCUCCGAGUUUGAAUCCGCGACCCUCAGAGACUAUGUCUCGGAGCACCAAAGGAGCGCUACGGCUUUCCCAAUGACCAGUGCGAAAGGAUAGUUAAACUCGUUUCCUUUUAUUCCCCGUUCCUUGCAGCUAAAUGUCCAUGAGAUGUUGGAAUUACUUGAAAGCUUGAGGUCAUACCUCAUUUGUAUUGGAUGUGAGCACAACCAAACGUACGCUCGCAACAUAACUGUUCUAAAACUUAGAAAAAUCUUUGUGUGUUUAUCAAAUUGAAAUGUAAAAAGGUGAAGGAAAAUAUACAUUGAAGUCUAAAAGCCUGAUAUCUGGAAUGUGUCUCAAACUCUCAAGGACUAUCACUCCACAUACAUUCCAUCACUCACUGUUUGUAUUUAAGCCAUCAUUACCCUUCUGGAAAAUCCUAAAUUAGCUCAAGUUUGUACCUGGUUUUAAAUGGUUUCUAGCUAGUUGAAGCUAAUCUCAUAUCAUUGCUGGUCCAAGCUUGUAUUGAAGGUUGAUCAGCUGUAUUACCAGCUGGUGAUGUUUAGAUGACCUGGCAGAUCAUCUUGGUCAGGCUUGAUUAGGACUACCUUGAUAGACUACCAGCUACAAACCUAUUUGAUGUGACCUUGAUAUUAUUAUUAUUUUUUUCUUCUGGUAAUUGCAUUUGAGCAUUUUAAGGCUUCCUUUUUACCAACAGCAAUCUGUUUGAGUGUGAACUUUUACACAUGCUUAUCAACAUACUGACAGCUGCACCUGAGCCACAAAUCACCAUAAUUGACUCUUCAGUUGUGGUCCAAAAAACCCAGCAUCAUGUGUCGAUGAUGAUGCAGCCGUGUCGAAGGACAUUUAAAUAUUUAAUCAUUUAAUCUUUAGCCUCUCCUUUGGCAGCGCUAGGGUUACACAGCCCUACAUUUUUAUGAGGCCACUAUGGACCAGGCCAGAGAGGUUCAUCCUUGACUAGAAGCGGGGAAUGGUGACAAAACAGUUCAUCUACUUUGAAGAAUCAUCACUAUAUGUCAUAAGCCAGAGUGAGCAGUGUGUUAGUUUCAUUUUUAUGUGUUUUUAUUGUGUUUUUCGGGAUGAUUAUUUUCGGGAUUAUAAUGCAGUGCACUUGCAAAUAUGUAACUUAUGUAGGCUAAUUAAAUUAUAUUAGGAAAUAUAGCUCCACAUUGUCUAAGACAUACUCUAUACAGUAAAUGCAAACACUUCUAGCUGCGCACAAAUUAUUUUAACAAUACUUGCGUAGAGUGUGCUUCUUGCCUAACUUUUCUUUACUGGAGCUUCACUUAACAAAGGUACUGUGAUGUAGAGGUACUGGGUGGUGACCGAACAAAUGGUGGCCACCCUCAUUAAGAGUCAUGCCAGUUGAAUGUAAGAACAUUGCUCCAAUCUGAACAUUGUUCUGUGUACUGCUGAGGUGUCUCCACAAACAAAGUUGGGAAACACUUAUUUAGGGCACCAAAUAGAAACUGAAUACCUCUGAAAGAACAGCCUCUUAAAGAACAUCGUUUCUAAUAUUGGUUUCUUUGCUGUUCAAAGAAAGAGGAAUUUAUUCUUGGACAGGAUGAAGCUAAAUUUGCUGUUCUCACUUGAACUUUCCCGCAAUAAGAAUUCCCUUCAUACUGAAGUGAGGUUUUCAUUUUGAAAACCUCAAGUCAUAAUUCUCAUCCUUCAUUUGGAAACAUCUCACAUAUUUCUUCAGAUGUACUGUAUUUUAGAGAAUAAUAUUUGGAGCAAUAUAGCAAUGGUAUGUACGCCAUAACACAAUUACUAGUCAAAUGAAGGAAUCUAGAUUAAAGCAUCAUGAGCGCCUUGAAACAAUUAUCCACCCAUAAACCAACUCCUUUUUUUAGGAGUGCUAGAUGAUACCUAAAGAAAUACUGUUAGUGUUUGUUGUGAACAUACGGUCUGGAUCUAUGAAUCCCAAAUCUCAUCCAAAAUCCUCAUGUUUCAAAAUUGGAAAUACCUCAGAUAAUACAAUUUAAACUGUUGUUAAUGGAAGCGUCUAAGUCCUUAAAGACAGUCGAGACAUUAGACAUGUAGAAAGUGCUCUUUGAUUGUAUAUAAUGUACUUUCUGUUGAACAUAACACAAUUUUGAGUUUAAAUUUAAAGAUGAACUUUGAACACGAAAGUCUUCAUUCUUGUUUGGGCUAGAAAACCUCUCGGUAAAAAAUGCUGGAGACAAUUCAAUGUUGUUGUUGUUUUUUUUUUGUUAUCUUUGAUGUAUUGUAAAGAAGAAUUAGAAGUAAAGCAUGGAGUGAUUUGCCAUAAUUUACUGUAUACAAAGAAUCUGCUGUGCAACCGGAUGACCUUUUCAUAAAGACUGUGAAGAGAGAGAUUUUCAUGCUUUUUGUGCUGGAUGAUUUGAUGACAAUAGAUGUUUUUCCAUCAAAUUCAUUCUUUCAUACUCUAUUUAUUUAACUGCUACAUUCAAUGAAUUUUUA
Messenger RNA from Sinocyclocheilus rhinocerous, 3952 nucleotides. RefSeq names its product galactose-3-O-sulfotransferase 3 (gene gal3st3). Gene Ontology annotation, biological process: glycolipid biosynthetic process. The record is from RefSeq and is a predicted model, not a curated record. Gene Ontology annotation, cellular component: membrane. Gene Ontology annotation, molecular function: galactosylceramide sulfotransferase activity. Lineage: Eukaryota; Metazoa; Chordata; Actinopteri; Cypriniformes; Cyprinidae. The coding region runs from base 237 to 1586 and encodes 449 amino acids. The transcript is spliced from 3 exons.